Messenger RNA from Lepisosteus oculatus (spotted gar), 1248 nucleotides. RefSeq names its product hydroxysteroid (17-beta) dehydrogenase 7 (gene hsd17b7). Gene Ontology annotation, biological process: cholesterol biosynthetic process. The record is from RefSeq and is a predicted model, not a curated record. Gene Ontology annotation, cellular component: endoplasmic reticulum membrane. Gene Ontology annotation, molecular function: 3-beta-hydroxysteroid 3-dehydrogenase (NADP+) activity; 5-alpha-androstane-3-beta,17-beta-diol dehydrogenase (NADP+) activity; estradiol 17-beta-dehydrogenase [NAD(P)+] activity. NCBI's taxonomy places the organism in Eukaryota, Metazoa, Chordata, Actinopteri, Semionotiformes, Lepisosteidae.
UCUGGAGGUGGAGUUAAUCAUUCUGAGACACCUAUGUUAUUCUGUUUUAGAGGUUGUGAGUUUCCAAUGAGCAAGAUGGAGAAAGUCGUGUUGGUGACAGGUGCCAAUAGUGGCAUUGGUUUGGCUCUUUGUGAGCGCGUCCUCCUGCACAGCAGCCGGAUCCGCCUGUGUCUGGCUUGUAGAAAUAUGCGGCGAGCUGAAGCAGCACGGGCCGGUUUGCUCGUCGCUCACCCUGGCGCCGACAUCUCUAUCCUCCGGCUCGAUGUGAGCAGCGUCAAGUCUGUCCUUGAAGCAGCUAAGGAGAUCAAAAAGAGAUAUCAAAGACUCGACUACCUCUACUUGAAUGCUGGGAUAAUGCCCAAUCCUCAGAUUAGCUUCAAGGCUUUUUUCAACGGCUUAUUCUCAAGGAAGGCGAUUAGCAUGUUUGCGACAGGAGAAGGUCUCCUGACACAGCAGGACUGUGUUACUUCAGAUGGAUUGCAGGAGGUUUUUGUCACCAAUCUCUUUGGCCAUUUCUUACUGAUCAGGGAGCUGGAGCCAAUGUUAUGCCAACCUGGUCGCACAUCCCAGUUGAUCUGGACAUCAUCUAGUAAUGCCAGGAGGUCAGCUUUCAGCUUGGAAGACUAUCAGCACAGCCAAGGAGUGGAACCUUACAGCUCUUCCAAGUAUGCCUCUGAUCUUCUCAGUGUGGCUUUGAACAGGCAUUACAACAAACAGGGAUUGUAUUCCACAGUAAUCUGCCCGGGACUUGUGAUGACAAAUUUAACCUAUGGCAUUCUACCUUCAUUUUUCUGGACCCUAAUCCUUCCCAUUAUGUGGCUAAUCAGGAUCUUCACCAACACUUUCACACUUACACCUUACAAUGGAGCAGAAGCACUGUACUGGGUGUUUAUUCAGAAACCUGAGGCCUUGGAUCCCAGAGCAAAAUACCACAGCUUAACCUCAGGGUUUGGAAACAGCUACACAGAGCCCAAAAAAAUGGAUAUUGAUGAAGAAAUGGCAGAAGCAUUUUAUGUGGAAUUACUACGGCUGGAAAACCAGGUCCUGAGAAACAUAACACAGGAGAAGAGGAACUCUUCAAUAAGACUACAAAAGGCUCAAAGAAAUCAAGACUUUAUUGCUUGAGGCAUUGCUAAAACAGGAUAAGAAGAGCACUUUUAGGGCCUUGCAAUAUUAUGAAAAAUAAAAUGUACGCACUUCUAACAUAAUUCUGGCAUAGUUUAAAUAAAGAGUGUCAGUUGUUGAAAA